Messenger RNA from Zingiber officinale, 1067 nucleotides. RefSeq lists its product as uncharacterized. NCBI's taxonomy places the organism in Eukaryota, Viridiplantae, Streptophyta, Magnoliopsida, Zingiberales, Zingiberaceae. The transcript has 2 exons. The record is from RefSeq and is a predicted model, not a curated record. Bases 92 to 895 code for a protein of 267 amino acids.
AAAUAUAAUCAAAGAUAUGAUGGUUAGUUACUAAAGACGAUGCUGGAUUGAGUGUCUAGGGUUUGUCUGAGAUUUCUCUUCCUUUCUCUCCAUGGCGUCGAUGACCUUCGCCACCUGCAAUUCGCUCUCCACUGGCAUCUCCCCUCGCUUUCUUGCUCCUCCUGUAUGCCGUAAAUCCAGGGUUUCUACUUAUCUCUCAACAACUACUGAUAAAUCCCUCACCUUCCUCGGCACGCCCUCCUCGAAACUCUUCUACUCAUCUUCGGUGCAGUCAGGGUUUACUGCUAAGGUUGAGCGGCGAAUUCUUGCCUCCGCCUCCAGGAACGAGGGAAGCUCGGAGCCGGAGGCUGCUCAGUCCGAUGAUGCUAAUCAGGCGAGGGGACAGAGCACGUUUCCGGAGAGGUUUCGUUACCUCACAAAGGAAGCGCCCGAUCGCCCAGUCAGGUGGCCAUGGGCUAUUGUGGUAUUAGCCGUUGCUGAAGCCGCAGUUCCAGAUUCGGUAAACAGCCAGAUGCCCUUACUUACAUUUGCAGCAUUUAUCGGGUUUGGAGCCGUGAAAAGCUUUAUUCCAGAGCCGCUCUUCUGGAUGUGCCUCUGUGGACUCUUUUGCUACUCGAGGUUUAUUACAAAAAAGGAUGAUGUAUCAACAUUAUUGCCAUCUGCUGCUGUACUCGCCGCUGUCGGGGAGCCAUGGGUCAGAUUUCUUGUGAUAGGUUUUUACUUGGCCCUCGCCAUCAUCCAGCAUUCAAAGGCAACGAAGGAACCUUCAAGUGAGGAAGUUCCUGAAACCAGUAGAAGACUUCCAAUCCCACUCUUACUCGCUGCUUUAUCUGUUGGAGUUCAUCUUGCUGCCAAAUGGGUUCGAUAUCGUCACCUGACAUGGAUGAUCGCUUGAUUGUUUCUUAUUCGAAAUUGAUUUUGAAGAUCCUGUCAACUUGCAAUCAUCUCGGAAGUAAGUUGUGUUGUGUAAUGUCUAUUUUACUGGUAUUCAUUGAUCAGAAAUUUGCAUUUCACAAAGCCCUGUUUCAAUCGGCUAUAUGAAUAUAAACCUAUCUCUGAUUCCUAUA